Adelges cooleyi (spruce gall adelgid) is the source of this 2808-nucleotide messenger RNA. It is a transcript of the gene Gpat4, whose product is annotated as glycerol-3-phosphate acyltransferase 3. The transcript has 9 exons. Gene Ontology annotation, molecular function: glycerol-3-phosphate O-acyltransferase activity. Bases 513 to 2075 code for a protein of 520 amino acids. Lineage: Eukaryota; Metazoa; Arthropoda; Insecta; Hemiptera; Adelgidae. The record is from RefSeq and is a predicted model, not a curated record. Gene Ontology annotation, biological process: triglyceride biosynthetic process. Gene Ontology annotation, cellular component: endoplasmic reticulum.
UAUCAUAGAAGUCACUUGAAAGUUGAACAGUCUGAACUGCACCGUCGUUUUUGCCAAUUGUGGAUUGUGUUUCGUUGUCUAAGGUGAUACGUGCCGUAACGAGUUGUUGUUAUUUAGUUAUGGCUAUUUUUUUUUUUUGUAGUUAAUAGGUAGAAGUUCCCGUACAAAUUAAUUGAUAUCAUUUUUUAUCGGAUGGACUUCUUUUUUUGUUUAGUUUUAUUGUUUGGUGUAGCGUUUUUGCUAUCGUCAGUUUUUCGGAACGAUAGGUUCAAACGUUUUAGUAGGAAGCAUUAGUCUUCUUUUUUCGGCAAUAACAGUGGUCUUUUUGUUUUUUAUAAAGUUUAAUUUGUUUUCGAGCAGUUUUAUUGAUAGUUUUUUUUAUUAAAUAAAACAUCGAGUGUUCUUAAUACUAGUCGUCGCCUACAACAGGCUACACCUUAAAUAUCCCCACGGAAUGUACCUAGAAUUGGUCCAAACCCGAAGAAGAUAACACUUACUCAAAUCCAAUCACAAUGUCCUCUAUAUUAAUAGUGGACACUCUUUCUUUUACUAUACUUUUUAUUAUCUUUAUUCCAUUUCUUAUAUUUUUCCUAGGCAUUGUUUUGCUUGCAUACAUUGGCAAAACUCUCGGCAUACGGAGAAUUUACGUUGAGUUUCUCGUUAAAGUAUUUGAGUAUGGCAGAGAAAAUCUUGAGAAACAAUCAAAAAAAAAGAAAAAAAUUAUUGAGGAAACUGACGGUGAAGAAACUGAUGAUGUUGAUGAACCUUGUCUGGAAAACUCUAAUGACGAGAGUGUAUUAAAUAAACAUAUUACUGAUGCUAACCCAGAUGUUGUUGAUGCAAAUGGAUCAAUUACCAGAAACAGCUCGUCCCAUAGUUUAUCUAAUGGUGUUGAUAAAAAAGUUCAAAAUGGGGCACCUCCACUGAUAAGUAGACAAGAUUUAAUAUUAGUUCCAGAUCCUGAUCAAAAUUACAAUGGAAAUAACAAUGUAAAAAUUGAGGGGGGUAAACAAAUAUUGCAAAGAACAAGAUCGUUCAACACUCUUAAGCGAGAAUUUGAACUGGCAGAUGUACUUGACUAUGUAAAAACUGGUGUGGAAGCUAUUAUUGAAGAUCAGGUUACUUCUAGAUUUGAAGCGGAAGAACUUAAAUCGUGGAAUUUAUUAACAAGAACAAAUAGACAUUACGAGUUCAUAAACUGGAAAAUAACAGUUAUUUGGAUGAUUGGAUUUGUUAUACGAUACACAUUCUUGUUGCCGUUACGUGUAUUAAUUUGCUUUUUUGGGGUAAUGUGGCUGUGGAUAUGUACGUUUAUUGUCGGUUUUAUACCUGAUAGUCUGGGUAAACGUUGGCUCAAUCACAAUGUGUCAAUUAUGUGUUUUCAAGUUUUAUCGGCUGCACUAUCUUCAGUUAUAACUUACCAUAACCGUGAAAACCUUCCUAAGCGAGGCAUAUGCGUUGCCAAUCAUACAUCGCCUAUUGACGUGUUGGUGUUAGCAUGUGACAACACAUAUGCUUUGAUUGGUCAACGACAUGGAGGAUUUUUAGGAAUCCUUCAAAGAGCAUUAGCUAGAGCUUCACCUCAUUUAUGGUUUGAACGAUCAGAAGUAAAGGACAGAGAAAUUGUUGCAAGAAGACUUAGAGAACACGUUUCAAAUCCAAUUAAUCCUCCUAUACUUGUGUUUCCCGAAGGAACCUGUAUUAACAACACAUCUGUGAUGCAGUUCAAAAAAGGAAGUUUUGAAGUAGGAGGUGUUAUUUAUCCUGUGGCUAUUAAGUAUGACCCAAGAUUUGGUGAUGCAUUUUGGAACAGUAGUAAAUAUUCAAUGUUACAAUAUUUAUAUUUAAUGAUGACAUCGUGGGCCAUUGUUUGUGAUGUAUGGUAUUUACCUCCAAUGUACCAAAAUGAAAAUGAAUCUGGUGCAGAUUUUGCUAAUAGAGUAAAAAGAGUAAUUGCUGAUCAAGGAGGACUUGUUGAUUUAGUAUGGGAUGGGCAGUUAAAGCGUUCGAAACCAAAAAAGGAAUGGAAAGAAAGGCAACAAGAAGAAUUUAGCAAAAGACUUAAAGUCGAAUAGCAGAAAAUACAUUGUGUGUUGUUACAUAUAUUGGUCAGAAGCUAAUAACAUAUUUAUGGGACUUGCGUCAAUGACAAAAAUUCUAUGACCAAUUCAAGAACAAACCUAGUCGUAUAUUUAAAUCACAAAAAUUGGUUUUAUAUUUAUUUUAGAUUAUAGAUUAAUUUAUGUAAUCGAGUAGUUAUUAUCAAUAAUUGUAUAAUAAUAUUUGUAUUACCCAAUCAAGUUUUUGAUUUUGGAAAUAACUGUUAAUUGUGGAUUCUGUCUGUGAUCUAUAAAAGCCUCUCAAAAAGACUUGGUAAUAUUAUUUUAAAUUUGGUGAAUAUCGUUGAAAAUUGUGAAUUGUUUGUAUAGUUUCUGUUAACUUUUGUCAGGUUAAGAUACUUUUGUUUGCCUAUGGAUUUGAUUUACAUAUUUUAAUGAUAAUUUACUUUAAUAUCCAUUUUUUUUUCAGCUUAUUUAUUUUUACUUAAAAUGUUCAACAAAUUUAUUUUGAUUUUCUUGUUCAUGUACAAUACUCAUACCAGUGGAAAAAAAAAAAAUAUAUAUAUAUAUAUACAUACGCGCACACACAUAAAUAUGUAUAUAUUUUUUUUUGUUAUAUUGCAUUUGUUUUAGAUGUGUAUUAUGUAUGUCAUUGUUUUUUUUGUUGAGUAACUGUAUGCUGUUACAUUUCAAAUUGUUUCUACAAUAAAUAGGCUUUAUCUUUGUUACUUAUUGGAAAAAUAUUAUA